AUGUUCCUUCGACGUCUUUAUAAUAGCUAUUUCCCUAGUAUACGAAGUGAUCCUUCAUUUAAUCAGACAAGGACUUUAUUUAUUGCAUCAAUAGGAAACCCAGAACCAGAAUACAAAUCAACUAGACAUAAUGUAGGCCAUCGAAUGAUGGACCAGCUUGUAGAUAUAUAUUGGAAACAACAUCUAAUCAAACGAGGAGACUACUAUUAUUCAUCUAAGUAUCCAAACAUUGUACUAUUUAAAUCAGUUGAUUCAUAUAUGAAUCUUCAAGGAAAACCAAUCUCGAAACAUUUUUCAAAGUAUAACAACAAUACUAACAAAAAGUUAAUUAUAUUGCAUGAUGAAUUACAAGUUGAUCUUGGGAAAUAUCAAAUUAGGAAACCGGGCACUAGUGAAAGAGGUCAUAAUGGAUUGAAAUCUAUAAAUCAAUAUAUGAAAAAUGACUAUUAUAAGAUUUCAAUUGGGAUAGGGAGACCUAAUGAUCGAAAUCAAGUAACAGAUCAUGUCUUAUCUAAAUUUAAUGAUCGAGAAAUGGAGUUGUUAGAUUUUGAAGUUCUUCCUAAAUGUGUAGAGGAGUUGGAGAAAUUGAUUAAGUUAGAUCUUAAUAGUUCUACCUCUGUAAUAGAGAAGUGUGAAGUAAAGAAAAGUCGAAUAAAGAAGGAAGACCAGUCAGGCAGUACUUAA
Hemisphaericaspora subhashii is the source of this 684-nucleotide messenger RNA. RefSeq names its product aminoacyl-tRNA hydrolase. Bases 1 to 684 code for a protein of 227 amino acids. The record is from RefSeq and is a predicted model, not a curated record. Gene Ontology annotation, molecular function: peptidyl-tRNA hydrolase activity. NCBI's taxonomy places the organism in Eukaryota, Fungi, Ascomycota, Pichiomycetes, Serinales, Debaryomycetaceae. The transcript has a single exon.